Molecule: messenger RNA, 904 nt
Organism: Marasmius oreades (fairy-ring Marasmius)
Lineage: Eukaryota; Fungi; Basidiomycota; Agaricomycetes; Agaricales; Marasmiaceae
Exons: 3
Coding region: 24-803 (259 amino acids)
Source: RefSeq, a predicted model, not a curated record
GUGCAACUUUCCCUCUCACCAGCAUGUCCACCCAACGCAAGGAACCGCGCAAAUACAUCUGUACCUGUCAGAGGUUCUGCCGCGCUCGACUGCCCGAAGGCAAAACAGUUUCAAAGAGCACAUACUACUCACACGCAAAGCAGAGAGAAUUGGAAAAAGGACUCACCGUGGAAGAAUUGCAGAAUGUCGGGGGUAGAACUAGAAGGAAAAGGCAGAGAACUUCGCAUACUCAUCUUCAAUCCACUCUAGGAGAGAUAGAAGGAGCAGACACAAGCCAACACUCCGCCGAGGCGACCCCCAGUAACGAAAUUUUCGGAGAGGGAGUGGAUGUUGGAAUAAGCGGCGUUGGCCUCGACAACGAUACUAGGAAUUCAAGCGACUACGACGACAGAAGUAACGAUGACCUUGACGAUGACCCGGACAGCAUCGAGAACGACUACAGCAAAGCCGCUCCAGCUCGACCAGAUGUAGCACCGGCCAACUUUUUUGUCGAAUCUAGUGUUGACGGCAUACAAGAAAAGAACCUCAGAAGGCUGUAUGCGGCGGAUUGGCAGAGCUUAUCUGAAAAUAAGGGCAAGUCGGCAGAUGAAUUCGAAGCUCAUUGGGACGAUUUUGAACAGAAGAAUAAGGAUGGCCUGGAGGUAAGCUUCAGUUUAUUUAUACUGCGUUUACUCAUUUUUAUUAUAGCGGUAUCAACAGCUGUCGAGGGCAAAGAACUCGGAGAAGGCUACAUCGGCAACAGCAAUGGGGAAGACCACUCGGAACCGAGGAAAAGGCAAGGGAGGACAGUAGGACCAGGUUGAAGAGAAAUCGGUAGGAACGCUAAGCAACCAAAUGACGUCGGAAAUCCGCUGUAAUUCGCUGUAGUCAAUCAAUGUACUGUACAAUCCGGGAAUGUCAAACG